Messenger RNA from Chlamydomonas reinhardtii, 2990 nucleotides. RefSeq lists its product as uncharacterized. Bases 209 to 1753 code for a protein of 514 amino acids. Lineage: Eukaryota; Viridiplantae; Chlorophyta; Chlorophyceae; Chlamydomonadales; Chlamydomonadaceae. The record is from RefSeq and is a predicted model, not a curated record. The transcript is spliced from 2 exons.
GAUUACAGUUUCCCGAUUGGUCCCUCCCUGUGGCCUCCCUCCCUCUGUUCUCCGACGGUUGUGCUGACACCGACAACGUUCGGCGCGCCGCCCGCAACUGCGUCUCAGACGGCGACUAGUUUGUCUACCUGGCAAUAGACCGCCUCCAUAGCAGCUCAGCACGUGUGGCUUAGGGAGUCACGUCUUACGCCGGUACAUAUUAGUCCAAAUGGACCCCGCCACGCUGCAACAUGCGCUGAUUUUUGCCUGCCUUCUGUGCGCUGGAGUAGCUUGCUUGAAAGCGCUCCAAUCUAUAGCGCGGCGUCUGCGUAAGAGGCAAUCAGCGGCACGAACGCUCGGGUGCGGCGGCUCGCGCGUGGCGACUCCGCGAGCACCGCUACCGGUUCCGUCGCCCGCCGUUGCGUGCACCUGCGCUUCCGCGGCCCCGUUCAGCAAGCUUGCGAAGCAGUCCUCCUCUCUCAGGUCCAGGUGCACUAGCUCACUUGUGCAGUUGCGGUUUGGCGCGCCGGUUGCAGUUGCGGUCGCCAACGGCGGCUUAGUUCAGUCGCCCGCCAGCUCGGCGCCCUGUAGCGUCGCCGACAGCGCCGAGAGCCUCAGCCGCAGCAACAGCGGCAUCUCAUCACCUAGCGACAGUGACACCGAGUCCAACAGAGGUCGCCGGCUCAGCACCAGCAGUACCUGCAGCGCAAGCAGCGCAGGUGGCUCCACCUGCGCCCGGCACUUCCGGGCCGCUGGCCCCGUUGCGUGCAGCGCCGCGGCGGCCGCCGCCGCCGCGCCGGCGGCCGCGCUGGCUAUGACACCCAGCGCCUUAACGACCUGCAGCGACUUUAGCACCACCCCUAUCACCACCGCCACCGCGACGACGACCACCGCCAGCAUCGGCACUGCUUGCAGCAGCGCCAGCAGCAGCACUGUACCCAGCCCGCGCCCGCCGCUGCGCUCCUCACUGCGUCGGCCCAAGGCCGCCCGCGCCAGGGCCGGCUGCGGCAGCCCGGCGCCGCGUAAGACGGUGACGUUCAGCGCAGGCGGCGACACCAUCUGCACACCACCUACCGCGGAGGCGCUCGGGCUGCUGGCCGCCGGCGCCAGGGCGGCGCCGGUGGUGCCCACUGCCACGUCGUCCGCCUGCAGCAUCCCCACGGCGACUGCGGAGCCGUCCAUCGCCGCCGCCCCCGCACGCUCCCUGUCUGCCGAGCUUCCCGCCGACCCCUCCACCGCGCCGGCCGCCGCCGCCGCCGCCGCCGCCGCGCCCGCCCCCGCGUCGUCUUGGGCGCCGCUGCCGCUGCCUCUGUCGCCGGCGCCCUCGGCGGCCUUCAGCACGCCAGGGCGGCAGCGCGUGCAGCAGGCGUUGGCGGAGGCCAAGGCGCGGCACGGCCACCUGGGGCGGCAGCCGCUGCCGGCGGCCUGGCCGCUUCCGCCGCACGCACCGGGCUACGAGGCAGCGCUGCGCGCUGAGGAGGCGGCGCGGCAGCUGCUGCUGCAGGCGCGGGAGCCGCAGGUGCCCGGGCGGUGGGAGCGGCUGGCUGGCAGCCCCAACCUGCCGCUGUCACACCAGGACUCGGGACUGCUGUCGCUCGCGUACGCCGCGCCCUCGGAAGCGCAGCAGGUUGACGCGGGCCGCAGUGCGGGCGGCGUGGCGGCGGCGGCGGCGCUGCGCGAGAUGCUGGCGUCUGAGCCGCUGCUGCUGGCGCGCGUGGUCGCGCGGCAGCAGGCGCUGUCGCCGGCGCUCGCAGGCGCAGCGGCGGCACUCUGAGGUGCCGGGGGCGCUGCGGCUGUGUGAUGCUGGCAUGGCCCAUAGUCGCUCGAGGAGGGCGCUUGAAUGGCUUAUUGUUUGAUUAGCAAACUGCAGAAGCGAAAACAAACGCAACAAUGGGUAACAUACAUCACAUCAGCCAGUGUCGCUAUCGCUGAUGCUGUUAUAUACGCUUGCGUUUUGGGAAUGUUUUGGUGCUUGACUCAUUUUCGCUGGCUUUGUUAGGCUAUACAGAACGUCUCAAGUCAAUCCGUAUGUGGGGCGUCGAGUUGGAUGGGAUGGUGGCAGCUUUUGGAGUGGUGGUUGUAUGCCCCUAGAGGAGACUUGCUGGGGCACGCGGCACGUGCCCAGCCAAGCGUAGCGCACAGUCCCGCUUAUCGCGUUCAACAUGUCUUGAGUUUGGGUGUGUGCGUGUAUGGGGUUGGCAGGUACAGACGACGCAUGUCGCGGAUGUUUCACGGAGUUCUACAUCGAGAGGCGCGGUCGUGCGGGCCUGCAUGGCGAUGACUUGGCCGCCUGCGUCACGUUUUGUGCGGUUACAACAAUAAACAUUAGCAGGUUGAUUGUAGCGUACUGAAAUGUCGCUGCCUGUACAGCGAGCGCAGAGUGAAGUAGCUCCAAGCAGCGCGUGCAGCUGGUUGAGAGUAUACAGUGUAUGGAUGUAUGGGCAAGGCGGUGAGGCGGGACAGAGGCGCGUGAACAGCGGCUUUAGGCCACUGGUGCCGCCUGCGGCCUGUGCUGCACGUGAGAACCUCAGCGCAUUAGCCUGACAAGGCGCGCUGCCAGUUUUGUCUCGCUUGAUUGAAUUGUCCGCCGUCAGAUGACUGCGCGACGUGUGUGGGACUGUGAGAGUAUCGCGUAUGCGUAUGAGCAACGAACUGGAACUCAGCAGCAGAAGGAGCGAGACCGGAACCGGGGCGGUGUAGGCAUCCGCACGGGAGAGGUGUGGCGCCAGGAAGGAAGGUGUCUACCGCAUUGCACGUGGCUGUGUGUAGCUCAGAGCGAAUGCAAACUGCCGAAUGGUAUGGUCACAGAAUUGCGCAGGUGUAAGAGGAGCUGUGUGUCUGUGCAGGACAUUUAUUAUUUCACCAGACCGGCGCGCCUGACAGAGGAUUACAGUAGGUUGGAUGGGGCGGACCGGUCUAGCGCGGACUAGUAUGUGACUGAGCUGUACCGCAACAAGUCUUCAAGGACAAGUACCGUGGACAAGUAUCCAAUGAUGCGACUGGAUGCCCGG